Hevea brasiliensis (rubber tree) is the source of this 1482-nucleotide messenger RNA. RefSeq names its product peroxidase RIP1-like. Gene Ontology annotation, biological process: hydrogen peroxide catabolic process; response to oxidative stress. The record is from RefSeq and is a predicted model, not a curated record. The coding region runs from base 327 to 1289 and encodes 320 amino acids. Gene Ontology annotation, molecular function: heme binding; peroxidase activity. The transcript is spliced from 3 exons. Lineage: Eukaryota; Viridiplantae; Streptophyta; Magnoliopsida; Malpighiales; Euphorbiaceae.
GGUUGUUAACAUAUCAAGGCAGACAUUAGACAGUCUGUACACGGAGAAAAUUUAAAAUACAUGACCAGAUCAAACAAUUCCUUAAAACUACAGUUAAUAUUUCCCCAUGGAUAGAAUCCGAAGGUUUCUUGCAACUCUUAGAUUCUCAGAAGCUAAGCCAUCUAGCAGUUGGCCAAGUCCAAGAAAAAGAAACCAAACUCUUGUCUUUCCCUUUCUAUAAAUACCAACCAUUGAUGAAUACGGAAGAAGCACCCUAAUCUCAUACAUACCUUGCUGUCACCUUAGUUUUUCAGAGUUCACAAUUCAUCAAUUACUAAGCAAUAAGCAUGGCUUCGCAUGGCGGCAUCUUUUAUCUUUCUGCCUUGAUUAUAUUGGCUGCUGCUGUUGCUAGUGUAUCUUCAUCUUCGCUUUCUCCUUAUUACUAUGACAGCGUGUGUCCCGAAGCUUUACCAACUAUUAAACGACUCGUUGAGGCUGCAGUGUACAAAGAACAGCGGAUGGGUGCUUCUUUACUACGCCUGCAUUUCCACGACUGUUUUGUUAAUGGCUGUGAUGCAUCAAUUCUUCUGGAUCCUUCACCCACUAUUGACAGUGAAAAGAAUGCUCGCCCUAAUUUAAACUCUGCUAGAGGAUUUGAAGUUAUCGACCAGAUUAAGCAGGCAGUGGACGAAGUGUGUGGUUGCUCCGUGGUCUCCUGUGCAGACGUUUUGGCGGUCGUAGCCCGCGAUUCUGUAGUUGCGCUUGGAGGGCCAACAUGGAACGUGGAACUUGGGAGGAGAGACUCAACUACCGCUAGCAGGGCAAAGGCAGACAGUGACAUCCCAUCGCCAUUUAUGGACCUUCCUGCACUUAUUAACAACUUCAAAAGCCAAGGUCUCGACGAAAGAGACCUUGUUGCUCUUUCUGGUGGCCAUACUAUAGGGUUUGCACAAUGUUUUGUCUUCAGGAACCGAAUCUACAAUGAAACUAAUAUUGACCCUGAAUUUGCACAACAGCGAAGAUUAACUUGCCCAAGCAUUGGUGGCAAUUCGACCCUAUCGCCUCUGGACCCAACACCUGCACAAUUUGACACUGCAUACUUCACCAAUUUAAUACAGAAAAGAGGUCUUCUUCAUUCGGAUCAACAAGUUUUUAAUGGCGGCUCCACUGAUGGUCUAGUAAACACUUACAGCACAAAUGCCAAAGCUUUUUCUGCCGAUUUUGCUAGGUCUAUGAUUAAGAUGGGGAAUAUAAAACCACUGACAGGAAACGAAGGACAAAUUCGUUCGAACUGCAGGAAGGUGAACUGAGCGAUUGCUGUCUAUUUGUGGAAGAUUACAAUAUUUUUUCAAAGUGUUGGAUUGCAAUUUACUAAAAAAAAAGUAGUAUUUUCUCUUUUUGGAUUUCACUCAUCCCAUUUGUUUCUUGUAAUGACAGGUCGUAUGUAUUAAAUCAAUUUAAGUUGUGGAAUAAUUCAAAUCAAGAAUAAAGAUUAUUUUAAAA